AUGUCCUCCAGGGAUUUGGCGAUAGGAAUGGUCUUCUUAUUUCAGACUGUAUUUGGAGUCCUUGGAAAUUUUUCUCUUCUCUAUCAUUAUCUCUUCCUUUAUUUCACUGGGUGCAGGUUAAGGAACACAGAUUUGAUUCUGAAGCACCUGACUGUAGGCAACUUCUUAGUUCUGUUGUCCAGAGGAGUCCCCCAGAUAAUGGCAACUUUGGGGUGGAAACAAUUCCCCAGUGAUUUUGGAUGCAAACUUAUUCACUACCUUCACAGAGUGGGCAGAGGUGUGUCCAUUGGCAGCACCUGCCUCUUGAGUAUCUUCCAGGCCAUCACCAUCAGCCCCAGGAACUCCAGGUGGGCAGAGCUUAAAGUGAAAGCUCCCAGGUACAUCAGCCUCUCCACGUCCCUGUGCUGGCUCCUCUACAUGCUGGCUCCGAACCCUUCAGAACAAGGAUCCAGGUCACACUAACAGUUGUAUAUCCCAUACUGACAACCUGUUCUGGCAUAUAGUGGAUGUUCAAGAAAACCUUUUGGAAUGAAAGAUAAGACUUUACCUUGGAGAUUACGUCCUCAACAUACACACCAACGGAUCUGAGAAACAGACUAAAUACAGAACCAUUCUGCAUGACAAAAUGAACAUAAGUAGAAACAUUGCAAGCUAACUAUUGUCAAUUUUGAGCUCACUGAUGUGGAGUCUCAUCAACAGAAAUGUGAUUUUUAUCACCAGCAAGGAGUGGUAGUAGUGAGA
Messenger RNA from Choloepus didactylus (southern two-toed sloth), 741 nucleotides. Its product is annotated as vomeronasal type-1 receptor 2-like. Gene Ontology annotation, biological process: G protein-coupled receptor signaling pathway. Gene Ontology annotation, molecular function: pheromone receptor activity. The transcript is spliced from 2 exons. The record is from RefSeq and is a predicted model, not a curated record. Lineage: Eukaryota; Metazoa; Chordata; Mammalia; Pilosa; Megalonychidae. Gene Ontology annotation, cellular component: membrane. Bases 1 to 462 code for a protein of 153 amino acids.